Saccoglossus kowalevskii is the source of this 1494-nucleotide messenger RNA. RefSeq lists its product as uncharacterized. Gene Ontology annotation, biological process: DNA integration. Gene Ontology annotation, molecular function: zinc ion binding; nucleic acid binding. NCBI's taxonomy places the organism in Eukaryota, Metazoa, Hemichordata, Enteropneusta, Harrimaniidae. The record is from RefSeq and is a predicted model, not a curated record.
AUGGAUCCAAUAGAACAAGAGAAGGUUGUUAAUGACAAAAUGAAAGAGUUCAAAAGGGUGUCAAAGCAUUUUAAGCCUGCAGAGCUCACAGUACAGGACUUACGAAAGGCAGAGCAUAGUAUAUUGGCUUACACCCAAAGGCAACAUUUCUCAGAUGACUUCAAGGCCUUGACAUCAGACUCCCAAAGGAUUACAUGUGGGAGCCGUUUGUACAAAUUAGAUCCAGUAGUAAAAGAUGGACUCAUUCGAGUUGGAGGCCGCCUGGAACGUGCAGUAUUAUCAGAGAGUAUUAGACAUCCAAUAGUUCUACCCAAAGACUCCCCUGUGUCACAUCUCAUUAUAGAUGCUGUACAUAAAUCUGUUGGACAUCUUGGUAGGAAUGCUAUGCUGAACAGUCUCCGUCAGAAGUAUUGGAUUUUAUGUGCCAACACCUUAGUGAGGAGAGCUGUAGCCAGAUGCAUUGUGUGCCGAAGAUACAGGGCCAAAAUAGGUGAACAAAAAAUGGCGGAUCUGCCAUCCGAGCGUGUCACACCAGAUAACCCUCCAUUUACGCAUACCGGCGUUGAUUACUUUGGGCCUUUGGAGGUCAGACGAGGUCGUUGUACUGUUAAAAGGUAUGGUGUUGUAUUUACCUGCAUGGCAACACGUGCAGUCCACUUGGAAGUUGCGUAUUCAAUGAAUACUGAUUCUUGUGUUAAUGCUCUUAGGCGAUUUAAAGCCAGAAGAGGGAAUGUCCAGUCUAUAAGAUCAGAUAACGGUACUAACCUUGUAGGUGCCAAAAGAGAACUGCAGGAGGAACUUAAUAAAUGGAACCACAAAAAGAUUGGAAGCAUACUUCGGCAAGAUCAUAUUGAGUGGAGAUUUAAUCCUCCUGCUGGAUCACAUAUGGGCGGGAUAUGGGAGCGACAAAUUAGAACGAUUCGAAAGAUUCUUGUGUCACUCUUUAAGGAACAAACAGUAUACUUGAAUGACGAAGCACUUCAGACCCUGUUUUGUGAGGUGGAGGCUAUUAUCAAUGGACGCCCCAUAUCAGUUGUAUCAGAAGAUCCUAAUGAUCUUGAAGCAUUAACUCCAAAUCACCUGCUGUUGCUGCAUGCAAAUCAGACCCUGCCUCCUGGUGUAUUUGAGAAGCAAGACACAUACGUGAAACGUAGAUGGCGCCAAGUACAAUAUUUGGCAGAUGUGUUCUGGAGGAGAUGGCUAAAUGAGUACCUACCAUCGCUGCAGGAAAGACAAAAAUGGGUUCACCCCAGACGAAACCUGGCUUUGGGGGAUAUUGUCCUUGUCAUAAAUAAUUCAGUCCCAAGAAACAUCUGGCCAAUGGGAAAGGUAGUGGAGGUGAUGAAGGACCGAAGGGGGCUGGUUCGAAUGGUUAAAGUUAAGACGAAGACCAAUGUGUAUUUGCGUCCAGUGGACAAGUUAUGUUUGCUACUGGAAUCUGAUGAUGCUGAUGGUGGAUUUGAUGGUCCUAAGCCACAGGUCGGUGAUGUUUAA